Molecule: messenger RNA, 249 nt
Organism: Protopolystoma xenopodis
Lineage: Eukaryota; Metazoa; Platyhelminthes; Monogenea; Polystomatidea; Polystomatidae
Source: the annotation of a GenBank genome assembly
AUGUUGUUAGAGUACAGCGGAACACAUCAAGUGAGUAGGUCCACACCGACACGAAUGGGCCAUCAAUCAAGCCUCAAAGAAGCCUUAAUUUUACUUUUGGCACUCUACGGCUUGAAGAGUACUUUUAUCCGGCCAUUUUUGCGCCCAAUUAUGCCACUCUCUAGCCAGGGCACCUGCCUCAUGGACAAGACACAAGCGAGUUAUUUUGCGCGAUCUACCAGAAUCGGACACUUUUACAGACCUUUCUGA